Gigantopelta aegis is the source of this 4371-nucleotide messenger RNA. RefSeq lists its product as uncharacterized. The transcript has 6 exons. Bases 37 to 4005 code for a protein of 1322 amino acids. The record is from RefSeq and is a predicted model, not a curated record. NCBI's taxonomy places the organism in Eukaryota, Metazoa, Mollusca, Gastropoda, Neomphalida, Peltospiridae.
AGUUUGGGCUAGGUAAGGCCCUGUGCUGUACUAAAUAUGUUCAGUUUUCAAGACUAUGUUUUAGGUACAGACCUUGACAGCUGUGCCAGCCAGCUUCAGGUGACAGGACUGCAGUCAUAUUUAAGGAGUCAUGAAGAAGGUUCCACGAAAUCCUCAAACAGCAGAGAAUCUCCCACUGCGACGCAGCAUGGCCCCGUGAAAAGGAAUGAUGUCUCCAUUGCACUCACUGGUUCGAUUACUCCCACAAAACACUCACCUAGACCGGUCAGUGCCUCGAAGAGAAAGAAUACAACUGGAUCGCCAAGGACGCAUAAGGAACAAACCUUUGAAAUUGAAGUAGUUGGCAGUAAUAGUAGUAUAUGCGGAGAGAAAAUGUGGUUGCCAAGCACUUCCAGACAGGAACUCAAUGGGACUGAAUCAUCUGAGAGUCUCAGUUCUUCUAAAGUUAAACAUAAUGGAGGUGGAUUGCAAAACUCUCACAUAAAGCACAACGAUAACACUGCAGCGUUCAAAAAGCACUGUUCAUCUGCAGGUCAACGUAGAGGCGAGUUGUCGAGCACACCAAGAGAAUCAAUUUGUGGCAAGGAAGCAACUGGCAAUAAGAAUUCAUCUAUAGGGAAACCGACACUCCAUUUGGUGAAUAUCCCAACAGAAGGAACACGUGAAAAAGAAACAAUUAGCAACGACAGUCUCUCUAAAGGUAAAGAAAGAAUGCAGUUGUUGAGUACUUCUAGAUUACAAGGACUUAAAACGGAAGAAAUAACUAAACAAAAUCUUUCAGAACAAAAACACACUAUAAAACAACGUCCAAAACAGAACCAAACUGUAAAAUGUCUAGAGAAAAACAUUCAUGAACAUGAAAUAUCAAAACACAGUUCAAAUGUAGCAGAAUGUCUUAAACAAAUAUCUACAGCGAGACAUUUAGAGCAGAAACCUGCAGAAAACCCUGUAGAAAUAAUGUGUUCCAUGUCCGCUAGUAUAGAACAGAGAUCCACAGCGGAGCAACAUUUGAAACAAAGUCCUACAGCAGAACAACAUUUGAAACAAAGUCCUAGAGCAGAACAACAUAUGAAACAACGUCCUACAGCGGAGCAACAUUUGAAACAAAGUCCUACAGCAGAACAACAUCUGAAACAAAGUCCUACAGCAGAACAACAUUUGAAACAAAGUCCUACAGCAGAACAACAUUUAAAACAUACAUCAGCUGUAGAAGAAUGUUCGAAUCAAAAUUGUACUAUAGAACAAAGUUUAGAACACCAUCUAGCAGCCAGUUAUACUGUAGAACAGUCCACUAGAAGUACGAAGACUGUCACGUGUUCAAAAGAUGAUCAAGCGUCUGUUCGACGUAACAAAGGAUAUGUCAACUCAAAUUCAGCCUUACAAGAUGGAAAUGUCACGAACAUUCACUCUCAAAGCAGUCGCCGUGAAUGCACUGAAAAAGAAUACAUUAAGCCAGAUACUCAGUCACAUUCUUGUGAUCGCCCAGUGGAUACAUGUGUUCAAUUACCGUGCGAAAUGCAGCGUCCUCUAGUGGUAGGCAAAUGCCUUGAAGACCGAGACACGACAGAUGUACACACCAAGGGCGUUGAUGACCUGCAUCACACGGUCCGAUCACUCCAACGUCCAGCUUACUCAACACAUUUAGACAGCAAUUCCAGCAGAUUUUCUGUAGGAUGCUGUACAAACGCCACACCACAAGUUGUACUGCCCUCUAAUGGAACGUCAUUACAACAGUUUAGUAGUUCCAGAUCAACGUUGACGUCACUACCAGAAAAAACAAGGGAGAGAACUACAAUGCCCGGUACUUCAGUCGAUGCAUGUCAGUCUGGGAAAGGAAGUACAGAAAACAACCGUGGACAUCUUAAUGACAUCGCUGACGAUGUACAGCACCACAAAGAAAGCUUCUCGGUACAUGGUGUCAGCAGUGGGAAGCACGUUGGUGAAGUGCUUGAAAAUAAAGUAACAGAUGGCAUGUGUUCAGAUAGAGUGACUAAGGCGAAACAAUACUCUUUAAAAUGGUCAAAAGGGAGAAGUUUAAAUACUGCAAACCAUGAACCAGAUAACACGAGUGCAAUGGACAAGCACCCUCUCCACAAAGAUCAGAUAAAUAACGAAGUACACCAGUCAUGGAAGAUGUCGUCAUCUAAUCGGUAUAAAGACUUGAAACAAGAAACGUCUGUUAGUGGCAGACUGUUUGAUGACAAUGCCACAGAAAAGCUGCUUUCGCGUUCUAGACACUUUAAGGAUGAGAUUUGUGUUGAACAUCAGAGUCAAAAUGACGGGCCACCGACUACAGUUGAACAGAAAGGCAACAAAAGAAAAAUUACCGAAACAAACAGUAUGGUACGACAAACCAGUUCCACGACAACAACAUUUUAUGCAGUAAAGAAACUAGUAGCGAAUGAAAACGUUGAAAGUUGCAAAAGAAAGAAUGCCACUGAACCCGGUUUCUGGUGUGGACACCUAUGCUCCCUAAAGUCUCAGACUUCUGUUAAAACAGGUUCGCAAAAGAAUAAAUCCAUCGACUGUAGUUUAACGAGUGUGCAUGCGAAUCAACGGGCUCAAAAGACUGAGGACCACCUUGAAGAAUGUCUGGAAGGAACUAACACCACUGACUCUAGCCGUAUAAGAAAUGUACGCGAACCACAAUACUGUCCAGAUCACGAUGGUAACAAAGGAAAAGGUCUGAGUCUGAACAGAAGGGCUGAGCCUGGUCAUGUGAUGAGCUUACACGAGGUACCGAGAUAUAGAGACUUCAGAAAUGAUACAAAUUCAGCCACUCUGGAUAACACGGGAGACUCCUCCGAUCCAUCCAGUGAUGACAAUCACCCACUAGCAGGCAAUCCAAAAUGUCUAAAGUCAUUACCAGGUUUAUUACUACGUCAAGGACCAUCAGUACUAUACGUUCCCAAUAUUGACUUGAUGUAUGACAAAUGGAAGCGAAAGAAAUGCAAAAAGAACAGAAAGAAGAGGAGGAGGAGGAAACGCAAGAAAUCUUCUAGAACAAAUACUGGAUCUAGUAGUUCGAGUGGUACUGGCAACUCAACGUCUGAGGACGAUUCCAAACCAUCUAAACUGCUAGCCAGAACAAAACGUGUAAGACAUCAAAUACGGAAAAAGCGAAGAUAUUUAAGGAAACUGAGCAUCAAAAAGGUACGUUUCUCUCAUUCAGAGUCCGAUACACAAAACGAAGGUAUGGACUCAAAAAGAUUUGGAUCAACUCUGAACUUGUCGGCAGCCACUUCUGAUUCGAGUUCGAAAUACCCACACAUAUCAUACAAUGACCAGCUAAGCCCUGGUCGUGAUGCAAAUGGUUCUAGGUUGAUGAGUUUAGGGAAGGGUCGAAAGUCAUCUGGCAUUUUGUCGUUGCAAAGUCCCAAAUGCGAACAAACUUCCACUUUGUUUUCAACGAAAACUAUGAUCUUUUUUGAACGAACCAACAACAGAAGGCGAUUAAGCAAUCUUCCCAUCACCAAUAGCACACCAAAACUGAAUCAAACAACGUUCAUAGCGUCUAAUGGGGGCACAAAGGAAGAGAUGUCUUGGCAUUUGUGGAGAGAGGAUCUUCUAAAAGAGCCUUUCAAACCCUCCUUAGUCCAAGGACAAGUGCCAGGGAGAUGUCAGAUCCGCAAACACAAGGGUGCCGCAUUAACGAAACUGCUUCCCAAGCUGCUGGAUGACAGGACCCUGCGGUUAAAGACAAUUAAUCAGAUCCCGGACAUGUCCAGUAGCGAUAUGUUCCCUGCAUUUAGAAUACGCAAUCGUCCUUCGUGGCCAAGACUAAUGGAAAAACCCAGUGUCAAAGAGACAUUUCUACCCAGUGGACACUUGGUAUCAUUGGCAGGAGCCACGUCUAUGCCAGACAGUUCAAAACACAACUUGAAGACUGAGCGCAACCAACCACGCGUGCACAGUGCAUUAAGAAACCGGCCGUCUACUAGUGGAAUGACUCGCCACAGAAAAAAAAAAAAAAGAAAAAGUCUGUUGUGGAAAAAAAGAAAAUAACAUCUUGAUAUUCGGCGAACGUUUGAGCAAUCCGAUUCUGCGGCACAACCACAGAGAGAAAGCUACUGGAAAGAAACGUGUAUCCUGUUCCCCGUUUUCAUGUCCUAGUCAGACUUCCACAAGGUCAAGGUUAUGCAGAGUAUAGUACGGACGAGACUCAUAGUGUUCGGGAGAAACAAUCUCCAGAAAAAACAUACCGUGCAAUAGAAAAAUUAUUAUAACCCCUUGCGUUAACAAAAAACUAUUUACUUUUUUUUAUAACAUUAUCUAUAGAUCAUUUCACAAGACUAAUUUUAAAUGAUAAAACAUUAUGUAAACGGUGUUUCUAGUUUGUUGUAGCAUAUGUAAUAAAUAUCUUUUUAAUGA